Tachysurus fulvidraco (yellow catfish) is the source of this 6039-nucleotide messenger RNA. RefSeq names its product potassium voltage-gated channel, subfamily H (eag-related), member 5a (gene kcnh5a). Gene Ontology annotation, molecular function: voltage-gated potassium channel activity. The coding region runs from base 167 to 3475 and encodes 1102 amino acids. Lineage: Eukaryota; Metazoa; Chordata; Actinopteri; Siluriformes; Bagridae. The transcript has 12 exons. The record is from RefSeq and is a predicted model, not a curated record. Gene Ontology annotation, cellular component: membrane. Gene Ontology annotation, biological process: regulation of membrane potential; potassium ion transmembrane transport.
UGGCAGAGUGUCCGCGCUACACACGAGCUUGUGUAAGCCAGGCAGGGCGCAGCGUUACCAUGGUCUUCUCCAUCCCGCCGACACAUCCCCGGCCGGUCCGUUUUACUUCCGCGAUCAGCUUCAGCAGAGUGUGCGAGCUUGAAGGAUCUCGUAGCUUGAGCGCAGAAUGCACGGGGGAAGGAGAGGACUGGUGGCGCCGCAGAACACUUUUUUGGAAAACAUCGUCCGACGCUCAAGCGAGACCAGUUUUCUCUUGGGUAAUGCUCAGAUCGUCGAAUGGCCCAUAGUGUAUAGUAAUGACGGAUUCUGCAAGCUGUCUGGCUACCACAGGGCUGAGGUCAUGCAGAAGAGCAGUACUUGCAGUUUUAUGUAUGGUGAAUUGACAGACAAGAAGACAAUAGACAAAGUCAGACAGACUUUUGACAACUAUGAAUCCAAUUGCUUUGAAGUUCUACUCUAUAAGAAGAACAGGAGCCCAGUAUGGCUAUACAUGCAGGUGGCCCCGAUCAGGAACGAAAACGAUAAAGUGGUUCUGUUCCUCUGCACCUUUAAGGACAUAACCGUCUUCAAACAGCCCAUCGAGGACGAGACCACCAAAGGAUGGACCAAAUUUGCAAGACUGACCAGAGCGCUGACCAACAGUCGUGGUACACUCCAACAACUCACCCCCUUAAACAAAACUGAAGUGAGCCACAAGCAUUCACGACUGGCUGAGGCUCUUCAGUUAGGCUCAGACAUCCUCCCGCAAUACAAACAAGAGGCUCCAAAAACUCCUCCUCAUAUCAUCCUACACUACUGCACCUUCAAGACCACCUGGGACUGGGUCAUCCUCAUCCUUACCUUUUAUACUGCCAUCAUGGUGCCAUAUAACGUCUCCUUCAAGACCAAACAGAACAACCUGGCCUGGCUGGUGGUGGACAGUGUAGUGGAUGUCAUCUUCUUGGUGGACAUUGUGCUUAAUUUCCACACCACUUUUGUAGGGCCUGGUGGAGAGGUUAUUUCAGAUCCUAAACUUAUCCGCAUGAACUAUCUGAAAACCUGGUUUGUCAUUGACCUGCUCUCCUGCCUGCCAUAUGACAUCAUCAAUGCUUUUGAGAAUGUGGAUGAGAAAUAUUCCCCAUUAUUUCAGGACUCCAUCACUGAAUCCUCUGCAGUGGGCCACAUUCCGGCAGCACGGAACGUCACACGCACCGAAGACUCCUUGUUGCCGGGACUCAGCAGCCUUUUCAGCUCGCUUAAAGUAGUCCGUCUUCUGCGUCUGGGCCGUGUGGCUCGUAAACUGGACCACUAUCUGGAGUAUGGAGCUGCUGUUCUGGUUCUCCUUGUCUGCGUCUUUGGCUUGGUGGCUCAUUGGUUGGCCUGUAUCUGGUACAGCAUCGGUGAUUACGAGGUCAUUGAUGAAGUCACCAACACCAUUAAGACAGACAGCUGGCUCUAUCAGCUAGCAAACAGUAUCGGCACACCUUAUCGGUACAAUGCCAGUGGAUCAGGCCAGUGGGAGGGAGGACCCAGUAAGGACACUCUGUACAUAUCAUCACUUUACUUCACAAUGACCAGCCUGACUACCAUCGGCUUUGGAAACAUCGCUCCUACCACGGAUGGCGAGAAAAUCUUCUCUGUGGCUAUGAUGAUGGUGGGCUCUCUCCUGUAUGCCACCAUCUUUGGAAACGUGACCACUAUUUUCCAGCAGAUGUAUACUAAUACCAACCGCUACCAUGAGAUGCUAAACAAUGUACGGGAUUUCCUGAAGCUCUAUCAGGUGCCUAAAGGACUGAGUGAAAGAGUAAUGGACUACAUCGUCUCAACAUGGGCCAUGUCAAAAGGCAUCGACACAGAGAAGGUGCUGUCUAUCUGUCCAAAAGACAUGCGGGCGGACAUUUGCGUACACCUUAACCGCCAGGUGUUUAAUGACCAUCCUGCCUUCCGGCUGGCAAGUGAUGGCUGUCUGCGCUCUUUAGCUGUGGAGUUCCAGACCACACAUUGCGCACCAGGAGACCUCAUCUUCCAUGCAGGAGAGAGUGUUGACACGUUAUGCUUUGUGGUGUCCGGCUCGCUUGAGGUCAUUCAGGAUGAUGAGGUUAUUGCAAUUCUUGGUAAGGGUGAUGUGUUUGGUGAUGUUUUCUGGAAAGAGACCACGCUUGCUCAUGCAUGUGCCAACGUGAGGGCGCUGACUUACUGUGACCUGCAUGUUAUCAAGAGAGAGGCCCUGCUGAAGGUGCUGGAAUUCUACACAGCUUUUGCCAACUCCUUCUCACGUAACCUCAUUCUCACCUGCAACCUCCGGAAGCGGAUUGUCUUCCGUAAAAUAGCAGAUGUGAAGAAGGAGGAGGAGGAGAGGAGACACCAGAAAAAUGAGGUGACACUCUCCAUUCCUGUGGACCAUCCAGUCCGCAAACUCUUCCAGAAGUUCAAACAGCAGAAGGAGAUGAGAGCACAGGGGUCCUUGCUGCCUGACUUGGAGAGAAACCAGCUCCAUGUGGAGCACCAGCUCCAUCCACUGUCACACCACCACCAUCAGCAGCACCAUUAUCCUCAGCCCCAAUACCAGAUGCACCAUCAUCAUCAUGGACCCUCUAUGCAAAAUGGGGCACCUGGUUUGGGUGGAGGUAGUGGUAAUGGAAGCUCCACAGUUGUGACUGUUUCGCAGAUAACCGCAGUUCAAAGCUCUCUGGCAUAUGUUCAAACAGAGGACUCCAGUUUGAGGGCCUGCCAUGAGGCCAUGGAGCUUAAGCCCAGCCUGAGGGUGGCUGAUCAGAACUGCCUAAAGUUCACCAGUCCUGUCCGACCGAGGGGUGGUGGAGGUAGUGCUGCUGGUGGUGGUCGUCGGGGAUGGAUGCGUCUCAGGAACACAGAAAAUGGAGCCUCAUUUGCUCCUCUAUCUAACUCAGAUUGGCCACAGAGGGAAGAGGAGUGGGGAGAUGUUGCCCAAACCCUGAGACCACUCCCGGAAGAUACACAAAACCAGGUGGCUGAAGGUAAUGACCCCAUUACCCUAAGUUCGGACAGCAAUGGAAGUGACAAUGCAAAUGGAGGCACUGAAGAAUCAGAUGAGAAGAGUGCACUACACAAGACUGAAUCUUGUGACAGCGGUAUCACCAAAAGUGACUUACGCAUUGACAGGGUAGGUGACUCUCGUAGCCCCAUGGAGCGGAGCCCAUUUGAGCAGCCUAGCCCUGGAGUAGGGGCCUUGACCACAAGAUGUCUUUCUUUCCUACCUGUGCCUGAGCAUGCUCUGCUUCAAAACACCUUGCAGGAGGCUAAGAUGGAACUUAAGGAAGAUAUCCAGACUCUAAGUGGUCGUCUGUCUGUCCUGGAGGCCCAGGUGGGGGAGAUUUUAAGACUGCUCUCAGAGCAGAGGAGAUCAAGCCUACAGCCACAGACUUCAUCCCCAAAAAGUGAACUCAAAUGUCAAGACAUUUUCAUUGUCUCUAGACCUGUUACUCCUGAGGCAGACAGAGAUGAUGGACCUUUUUGAAUCAAGAGAAAAACAUGUAUUUAUUUAUUUAUUUAUUUAUUUAUGUAUUUAAAAUAUGAUGGUGGGUUUAUUUAUAACGUUACCUCUUCUAACUACAAAAAGAAAAAUAUGUUAAAGGGGGAAAAAUAAUUUCUAUUGUAAAUAGAUGCAUGUCCAGCUGGAAUCUGGCCUGCCAAUGAAGUCUACUUUAAAAAUUGUAGUUGCUUGUACAUUUAUGACUGCAUGCACGACGAUUUCAUUUUUAUACGGACCCCAUGUGCUGGACUAUUUCUUGACUGACUAAUAUUUCAGGGCAUUUAUCUUCAAGAGCAGAAGCACUACACGGUGCACACAGGAGCUCUAUGGCUGUAAUAAAGGCUUGGUGUGGUAUUUGGUAGCACAGCUUGAACAGAACACCUCUUAAAACUUACUUAGCUAUUUUCAUCUUUUCACACGCUUUUCCACAACAUAUCCUCGUGUCUUGUUUAUUUAACUUGUUUAUUUAAAGUGUCUAACGCCCUAUAAAUCAUAGCAUGCAGAUUGUAGUUGGAUAUCCAAAAGAAAUGAUUUUUUAUUCUGAUAUAGAAAGUAAAAGAUAUGUAGCUCUUAUUUUUCUCAUCCUGUACCCAUUAAGCAAUACUUUUAUGUUAAUCUAAAUUUGACAUAGAGACAAUGUGGGAUGGGUGGGUAGAAACCCAUGAGUAUUAUAUGAGUGCAUGCUGGAUUUGUAAUAUUAAUUGCCAUGAAAGGAAGUUAAGACAACAUUAAAUUGUACAAAUUCAAAUAUCCAGCUUUAGUAUGGGCUACAUUCUGGAAGAUGUCUUAGACGCAUGAACAUUCCCAUGUCUAUAUUAUCAUAAGCAUGAACUUAUUUUUUUUUUCAGCAUGGUAACAGAUCCUUUUGGUACAUUUAUGUAAACAUUGAUGACCGAUAACAAGAUGUCAAUUUGGUAAAUGGAGAUUUUCUCAUAUUGAUUUCCUAUUUUAGUUUGUUUCACUUUAUCUUUAUCUUUUUUUUUUUUUUUUUUUUGGUUAUGUAGCCAAAGAAGGCGCUAAGGACACUUUCUGGAUUGACAGAAUUAGACGAGUAAAGAAUAUUCGCAUGCUAUCCAACUCAAACCCACACACUGUUAUGAUAUAGUAAUACUGGCAUUUAAAUUCAAUGCUAGUAGUUUUUUGUUACUUUCUCACAAAACACAACUUUUUAAGCUCACAUGGGGCACACAGGAAGGCAGCUCAGUGAUAUAUAGUGUUAUACAGCUAACAGUAACCUAGUAACACAGUUACUGUAUCUAGCAUGUUCCUUAUUCAGUUUCUUUUUUCUUCUUUUAGCAGUUAUUGAUAAACAAAUAAAUUGUUAGAAAUCUGAGUCGCGGACAGCACAAACCCAGUAUGACUAUAGCUGUAGUCAGCUGAAUGACUGUAGUCAGCUGAAUGACUGUAGUCAGCUGAAUGACUGAUUUUUUAAAUUCCUUUCCCCAUGUAUGUAUUUUGAACAGUUUAUAAAUCCAGGACUUAAAAUCAACGGGCUCAUACUGAAUAUUUACAGUGUAGUGCUACACCUUUUUUUUUUUUUACAUAUGGUUUAGUUGUUUAAUUUGCUGACACUUUAAUGACAAUUGAGGUUUUUUCUCUGGAAAGAUCAAAUUUGCCUAAUUUUACUGGCCUUAACAAAGACAAGCAAUAACCUUUCAGUUACAGUAGUGUUGGUCUCUAGUUUUGAGCCCUAUAGGUAUUUAGUAAUAUUAACACUCGAAGAAUACACUUACUGAAAACACUGAGCUUUAAAUACAUAAAUCAUUGGAGGCCUUGUAGAUGCUCCACCUUCCCUCAAAAGUGCAAAUGUCACAGAUUCAUUCUGCACAUAGAUAUGUGACGUGGUUGCUGUUAAUAGAGGAAUCUUAACACAGGCAUGUCCUUGCUCAAGAAAAUCAGGGUAUCACCAAAACAGAGUGAGAUGGUAUUAGUUACAGGAUGAUUAGCGAUAAUAUCUUCACAAUAUAAUAACUUUUACAAAUCUGGCAUCUGUCAGCAUAACCCUAAUCUUAACCGCUUAUUGCACACGGUCAGUUAUUAUAUUCUGGGUCAGCUAUUCUGAGUUUGAGUGCUUUCCCCCAUAUUUUAUAUAAAAAAAAGUGCUUAGCAGAUAUUAACAAUUUCAUAGAGUUUAUCAUGGAAAACCUCCUGCUUCAGCAUUUCUUAACGUGCAUCAUUCUUCAUGAUUCAUUGUACUCAGGCUUUGAGAGUGUAUGUGAGAGUAUACACCGAUGCAGGUUUAUGAGAUCAGCGAAUAAUGAGUGAAGCUUUUUUUUUUGCUGCAAAUUUAUCUUGUUAAAGAAAAAACUUUUUGCAUAAUUGUUUACUAAACUAAGAAGCUAAUGUUUUCUACUGUAGGCCUUUGCCUUCACUGAGUGAACUCAAAGUAGCAUAGGGGCAUUAGCUUUGCUCCUUUUCUCUGUGAAAUCUAUGACCCGAGAGAGAGAGUAGCACACAGGUUCUAACAUGAAUACGAACAUUUUAGAUACUGUAUAACAGAUGCUUUAACAAAAACAUUGCUCAUUUUUAAUGGAGAUGACUCACAUUGU